AUGGCCCCCCGCAAGCUUGCCGACAUUGCUUCGGUUGAAUUAGAACCAGCGGAGGAUGUGCAAGCACUUUGCUGCUCCACAGGCCGGGAGCUUGCUCGGGAGAUGGACACGUUGCAGCGAUCCCUGGAGAAGCGAGAUGACUGGGCCGAGCGCUGCCGCUCUCUGAAGAGACUGCAAGGUUUAGUGAUGGGCAGCUCGCACCUGGAGGGUUUCGUGCAGGCUUUGCUGCGGCUGCGGGAGCUGCUCUUGGCGCAGGUCACGGACCUCCGCUCGGCGCUGGUCCGGGAGGCCUGCGUGGCCCUGCGGCUGCUUGCCGAGGCGUUUGGCAGCGAGAUCGAGGUGCUGGCUGCCGCUGCUCUUCCUGUUCUUCUCCGCAGCACGUCCGUGACAAUCCUGGUUAUUGCAGAAAGCUGCUUCCGGUGUGCUUGCGCCAUCGUCGGAGCCUGUCAGGCCCCACGAGUUGUCCAGGCACUUCUGGAGCCUGUGAGUGCGCGCAGUAGCGUGCAGCGUCAUCGCGGGCUGCAGGUGCUCCUGCUGGCUCUGCAGAGCCAUCCGACGGAGCGGCUUGAGCGUUUGGCCGAACCGCUGCAGAAGGCGAUCCGUGAUGGCCUCGAAGAUGCGAGAGAAGAGGUCCGUGGCUCGGCCCGGCAGUGCUUCUGGGCCUUCACGCAGAAGUUCGAGGAGCGGGGCCUGCGAUUCCUGGCGCUUCUGGAUCCUGCAAGGCAACGCCAGCUGAAGGCAGAGGCCCCGACAGGCGAAGGCCCUGGUGGGCCGAAAGCCGCGUCUUCUUUGCGGGCCAGGUCAGCCUCGCAGAAGCGCAGAACCGCGGACAUCGAGGCCCAACGGCGGCCGCUGGCUGAUGUGACAGCUUCGACGUCGCAAGAGAAGAGGAGGCUGCUUCGAUCUGCCUCCCAGAAGCUCAUUGCCAAGGACCGGCAGCCGGAAUCGGAUCUGAGCAAGCAGAAACCGCAGCAGCGAAGCUCUGCGGGAAAACUCGGGGGAGGAGAGCCGGAGAGCAUCGAGACUGCAGCACCAGCGCCGCUGCCAGCGGCGCAGCGGCUGCCCUCCGAACCCGAAGCCGAGCCUCGCGGCCUGGAGGAGGCUUGGCCGUCCUCUCCGUCGUCUCCGCGGCAGGCCAAAGCCGAGCCUGCGGCGGAGCCGAAGGCAGAAUGGCCGCCCUCCAUGGAGCAGCUGGUCGAUGCCUGCUUGAAAGGCAGUGACAGCGACGCCCUCGUGGAAGCGCUGCAGCCGGAGAAGCCACAUGCGCGCCCCAAGGCCUCCCAUGCGCUGCGGGCCCUGCACAUGGCACUCCUUGAGGCGAACGGGCCUGCCGCGCAAUUGGCUGCGGUCGAGCUGCUCGACAGACUGCUCACUGGAUCGGAGCUGGUGCGAGAUGCCAUCGCCGACAAGUGCGUGGCAGCCCCCCUCACCGCUGCGCUGGCACGAUGUGCCGUGACACACAGAGCUGCAAAAAGGGUUCUUGGCAGGUGGUUUGUUUGCGAGGAGCCGCCCCCACCGCCGGCACCGUCACCAAAGCCGAAUGUGGCGGGCCUGCCUUUGCGACGAGGACGCGUGCAGCCACAGUCGUCGGAGAAGGAGGCGCUUCCUUCGCUGACGGCGCUGCUGGCCUCGCGCCCGUGCACGGAGGCGUCGACGUUGCGGGCCCUGGCUGCUGCUGCGAAGGCAGAAGACGAGGAGACGUGGAGAAGUCAAGGCAGGGUGAAGCACAAGCAGGAGGGCGGUGGCGAUAGUGGAGGUGGUCUGAUGACGGUGGAGAUGCCGGUGCUGGACAGAGUCACUCCCAGCAUGACCUCUGAGCCGGAGCUCAUCGUCAGCAUCAAGUGCGGCUUCAUCCACGUCGACAUUGACCACCGCCAGCAGGCUGCGCUUCGUGCGAGAACGAUGUCACCUCGCCGAGCCGAUCGAUCCAUCAAGGUACAGCAGGAGGAGUCGGAGUGGCUGCGCCAAGCGCAGGAGUUGAGUCGGGCGGUGGCGAGCCCGCCCUUGACUCUAGAGGAACGGCGCCUGAACUCGGCGCUUCGCGGCCUCGUGCGGCGCCACGCACGGGCGCUGAAGUCCGGUGGAGUGGGGCUUCACCUCUCAGAUCUGGGCAAGCUGAGCAAAGAGGACCGGGAGUGGCAGGCCGUGGUGGGCAGUCCCAUGUCCAAGGACCUUGUGGCGAGGGUGGUGAGGCCAGGAGACGUUGAGCUCCAGUUCAAUUCGGAGAGCCACAAGGAGGUGGUAAUCUUGAAGUACAAAAUCUAG
Messenger RNA from Symbiodinium sp. CCMP2592, 2265 nucleotides. NCBI's taxonomy places the organism in Eukaryota, Dinophyceae, Suessiales, Symbiodiniaceae. The record is from the annotation of a GenBank genome assembly.